AUGCCGUCACAACGCGGCAAACGUCCUUCAAUCGUCGAUGGUAGGAUCUUAGAGCCUGAGCACAACCUGAAACCUCAGACAUUCGGCUCCUUCAAUCAAGACACCUUGGCUCGCAUCGCGCAAGAGCAAGCUGAGGAAGCUAGAAAUGCGCGCCUGGCCUUAGAGCUUCCUAACUCUCAAAACUCUUCGCCGCUCCACCCACCCCGCACCUCCUCCAUGAAUUGGUCGGCCUCUACGCAGUCGUUAUCCUCGCAGCAACCAGUAAGUCGCCGUUACUACAGCAGCUCUCUGUCUGAUGAAGAUCGAACCGCUUUGGCUAUCGGUGAGCUCAAUCACAACCUGAGCGAGUGGUCUGGAGGCAAGCUGGUCCAAUACCACGUAUCUCGUAUUGAACUGGUCCCCUACACCGACAAGCGACAAGAUAUCAUCGCAGAUAUCCUCGACGAGAAGCGCGGGGGUGAGCGCUUCAUGCUCAAGUCGACGCAACAGGCGAAGCGUUUCGUAGGUUCACCCUUGACCAAACUGGAGAUGGUCAAAGAAGUUGAGGCUUACAAUGUACAGACGCGUGAUGAAGAUUCCCGUUCCAUGGUCGAUCUCCGCACCGUAAGUACGCCCAGCUUACCGCUUUCUCCGACCUCUCUCGCGCCGCAAUUUUCACAUGAGUCCUUCCCCUUCCCCGUGAGCGAGGCCCAGAACACGCGCAAUAGCACAUCUGUUGGUGCUGGCAACAACGGCUUGAGACCAGCUCGUAAUCCUGUGGUUCAAUCUCCACAUACAUCUGAGUCCUCCCGGGACUCUAGUCGCAAUCGUGGUCGCGCGUGGGAUCGUCGUCCACUGGUCAGGAAAGCCGACCGCAAUCCCAACCGAAUCCGCAGCUCUUUCUCACCGCCAUACGUUGCAAAGACAGAUAUUACUUUUGACACUUUCCUCGCACCGCAUGCUUCGGGCAAGGGCGAGACGCACCGCGAUUCAAUCGUCAAGAAGGACGAGGAGCCACGCAACCUCCCGCGCCGACUCAGCAAGAUGCCUUCUAUGCCGCAGCUGAAGAAGCGUGCUUCACAGGCUUUCAUCUUUGGUCCAAAGAAUUGA
Didymosphaeria variabile is the source of this 1089-nucleotide messenger RNA. RefSeq lists its product as uncharacterized. The transcript has a single exon. Lineage: Eukaryota; Fungi; Ascomycota; Dothideomycetes; Pleosporales; Didymosphaeriaceae. The record is from RefSeq and is a predicted model, not a curated record. Bases 1 to 1089 code for a protein of 362 amino acids.